AGAGGAAGUGUUCUAAAGAUUAGGAAGAGGGUUUUAUACGUCACAAAUCUCCUCUCACACAUAACAGAUGCUUAAACUCAGUUUUUCCAUGACUGUAAACUGUAAGGCAAAAUAGGAAUCGGGUUCUUUAGGGCAGCUUUAUUUGUACCACCCUCGCAGCAACAAAGACCUUGUCUACGCAUGGAUUCCUGUCUAGGACGAUGACCACAUCCUGGUUUGUGGACUGAGACAAACUCUGCUGGUUGAGGAAAAGCAGAGGUGGAGCAGGAGAAUGUAAAAAGAGAUGGAAAUGAGGGAGUGGAAGUGUUGCCUGGGUGUCUCCACAGCUGUGCUGUAUGGCUCCCUGGCCCUUUUUGUCUCCAUUCUUCAUAAUGUCUUCCUGCUUUAUUAUGUGGACACUUUUGUGUCCGUUUACAAGAUAGACAAACUUUCCUUCUGGGUGGGAGAGACUGUGUUCCUGAUAUGGAACAGCCUCAAUGACCCUCUCUUUGGCUGGCUAAGUGACCGCUCCUUUCUAAGCACCCCCCAGUCUGGAUCUCAGAUAUCUUCACCUGAAGUGGUGUUGAAACGUCUUCAGUCUCUCUCCAGGAAUGGGCCACUUUUUGCUCUUUCCUUCCUGUCCUUCUGGGUGGCCUGGGCCCACCCUGGUCUACAGUUUCUCAUCUGCCUGUGCCUUUACGAUGGUUUCCUCACACUGGUGGACCUCAACCACAACGCCCUGCUGGCUGACCUGGCCGUGUUUGCAGACGAACGCACACGCCUGAACUUCCACAGCUCCCUGUUCAGCGCACUAGGAUCACUCUCAGUGUUCCUGUCCUACUCCUUUUGGGACAAAGAUGACUUUAUGUCAUUCAGGAUUUUUUGUGUAGCACUGGCUGCCCUAUCAGUGCUGGGCUUUGCUGUGGUAUCUCAAAUUCUGCGCCAUAGGUUCCAAAAUGAAGUCCAAUCACGCAAGAAUGCAGAAGGGGACUUUCUCAAAGAAUUGUCUGUUGGCCAGGCUCCUCUUGCUCCGACUGAGAAGCCCAUCACUCUUGGAGAGUAUCUGAAGCAACUUUCCCACCACAGAAAUUUUAUGUGGUUUGUUUCAAUGAAUCUGGUGCAGGUAUUUCACUGCCAUUUUAAUAGCAACUUCUUCCCACUGUUUCUGGAGCACCUCUUAUCAGACCGCAUAUCUGCCUCCACUGGCUCCUUUCUGCUGGGCAUCUCUUACAUAGCUCCCCAUGUCAACAACCUUUACUUUCUGACAUUAAGCCAAAAACUUGGUGUCUACCAGGUUGUUCGUGGCCUCUUUCUUUUGAAAUUGGGCCUUAGUUUAGCGAUGCUGCUUGCAGGAGCAGACCAGGUCUACCUACUUUGCUUAUUUAUUGCCAGUAAUCGAGUGUUUACUGAAGGGACUUGUAAGCUGUUAAAUCUGGUGAUCACAGACCUUGUUGAUGAGGACUUUGUGUUGAACCGGCGACAGCAAGCAGCCUCUGCACUGAUGUUUGGUAUGGUUGCUUUGGUAACAAAACCCGGCCAGACCUUCGCUCCACUUAUUGGCACCUGGCUGCUGUGUGUGUAUACAGGGUAUGACAUCUUUGACAGGGGUCCUCUUAAAGACUCUGUGCCAGCUGUAGAUGUUUCAGGCACAGAGAGCUCUCUGCCAUUGCGCCAGGGCUGCUUUUACCUGCUGGUGUUUGUGCCCAUCACCUGUGCCCUGCUGCAGCUACUGGCUUGGUCCCGUUUCACCCUCCACGGUCACCGAUUACGAGGCAUUAAAGCCAGAAGGCAGGGUGCUCAACAACUCAUUGAUGUGAAGGCCAUCUAAUACUGCCCACCCCAUUCUUCACUAACUCUCACAGACUCAGGAUGGACGUAUUGCUUAUAAAAGGACUGUAUGAAAAUGAAAUCAUUGAGAAACUAGCCUUAUUUUUCUUAUGGUGAGAAAUCAUCUGCAUGUGUAUAUUUAUAAACUAAAUGACCUAGGGACCAAAUAUGAAGUCUUAAAACAAUCAUGUUGUGUGGGACCAUAUAGGACAUAUAGGAAGGUAAUAUUUCUACCCCUUUUGACUGCACAAUAGUAUUAUCAUAGGAAUGGAUUUAACAUUGAUUUACCUACUCAGCUUUCAUCUUUUUCCGUAAAAAAGACAGUUUACCUAUUUAUUUUGCAUUUUGUACUGUGCUAAUCUCAUUUCUGGGAGAAAAUAACAGCUCAGGUCCAGUGGAUAUAAACUGCAUGAGCCUCUGUGGUGUUUUCAUUGAUUAAAUUGCACCAUUUGUUUGUCACAGAAAAUUUUAGUUGUACGCUAAGAAAAGUUUAUUUCCCCCUCCCAUAUUUGUUGUGUACUUUCUUUUUGAAUAAUAAAAAAUAUUUUUUUACCUAGCAUUUUACACUAAUUAUCCCUGAAAUACCAGUUAUACAAGUAAAUUUCUAAAGAUGAGAGUACUUUUGUACAUUUUUUAUUUUUUAAACUGCCAUUUUCAAAUAUGCUUCAUUUUUUUAAGACACUGAUUUAUACAAAUCAUGUACUAGCUUGGAAAAUGUUUGGAAAAAGAAUCUUUACAGUACUGUCUUUGUCGGUAUUUUUAAGUGACUGAUAUUUACCUUUUUGAUGUUUUUGUUUUGUGUUGAAGGAGAUGCAUUGUAACUCAGGAAAUUUGACAUUACUGAUGUUUUAAUGAUGAUUAAUGUCUCUGUUGUUCUUAGUAAUGGUUCAUUCAUUCAUAUCAAUACUCUGCAGAAAAUAAAGUUACUUGUGUUGCUUCACGUA
Molecule: messenger RNA, 2750 nt
Organism: Tachysurus vachellii
Lineage: Eukaryota; Metazoa; Chordata; Actinopteri; Siluriformes; Bagridae
Gene: slc68a1a
Product: major facilitator superfamily domain containing 13A
Exons: 9
Coding region: 284-1807 (507 amino acids)
Source: RefSeq, a predicted model, not a curated record